Messenger RNA from Oncorhynchus nerka (sockeye salmon), 4320 nucleotides. RefSeq names its product protein kinase C zeta type-like. Gene Ontology annotation, cellular component: nucleus; cytoplasm. Lineage: Eukaryota; Metazoa; Chordata; Actinopteri; Salmoniformes; Salmonidae. The record is from RefSeq and is a predicted model, not a curated record. Gene Ontology annotation, biological process: protein phosphorylation. Bases 81 to 1325 code for a protein of 414 amino acids. The transcript is spliced from 13 exons. Gene Ontology annotation, molecular function: protein serine/threonine kinase activity; ATP binding.
AGGGCUACAAGUGUAUCAACUGCAAACUGCUGGUCCAUAAGCGCUGUCACAAACUCGUCCCUCUGACCUGCCAAAGGCAUAUGGAUCCAGUCAUGCCAUCACAGGAGCCCCCUUUAGAUGAGAAGAAUGAAGAGGUGGACCUCCCCCCUGAACACACAGAGGAUACAGAUGGAAUAACUUUCCUACCACACAGUCGCAAAGUGGACAAAGUGGAAGAGGACUCGAAGGACAUCAAAGAGGUGGUGGGCAGGAUCGGCGGUAUCAAGAUCUCCCAGGAGAUGGCGCUUGGCCUGGGGGACUUUGACCUGAUCCGGGUGAUCGGCCGCGGCAGCUACGCCAAGGUGCUGCUUGUGCGACUCAAGAAGAAUGAACAGAUUUACGCCAUGAAGGUGGUCAAGAAGGAACUGGUGCACGACGACGAGGACAUUGACUGGGUGCAGACAGAGAAGCAUGUGUUUGAGCAGGCGUCUACCAAUCCCUUUUUAGUGGGCCUUCACUCCUGCUUUCAGACAGAGAGCCGGUUAUUUCUCGUGAUCGAGUACGUCAACGGAGGGGAUCUGAUGUUUCAUAUGCAACGGCAACGGAAACUACCAGAAGAACAUGCGAGAUUCUAUGCUGCUGAAAUUUGUAUCGCUCUGAAUUUCCUGCACGAAAAGGGAAUCAUCUACCGAGAUUUGAAACUGGACAACGUCCUCUUGGAUCACGAGGGACACAUCAAGCUCACAGACUACGGGAUGUGCAAGGAGGGCAUCAGACCUGGAGACACCACCAGUACAUUCUGUGGAACCCCCAACUAUAUCGGCCCUGAGAUCCUCAGAGGGGAAGACUAUGGGUUCAGUGUUGACUGGUGGGCGUUAGGCGUGCUCAUGUUUGAGAUGAUGGCCGGGAGGUCCCCUUUCGACAUCAUCACCGACAAUCCUGACAUGAACACCGAGGAGUACCUCUUCCAAGUUAUUCUGGAAAAAACUAUUCGCAUCCCAAGGUCCCUGUCGGUAAAGGCUGCCAGCGUGCUGAAGGGCUUUUUAAACAAGGACCCCAAAGAGCGUCUGGGUUGCCAGGUCCAAACGGGCUUCGCUGACAUCAAGUCGCACACGUUUUUCCGCAGUAUAGACUGGGACCAGCUGGAGAAGAAACAGAUGGCCCCGCCUUUCAAGCCCCAGAUCACAGAUGACUACGGCCUAGAGAACUUUGACACCCAGUUCACCAACGAACCAGUGCAGCUGACGCCGGACGACGAGGACAUCAUCAAGAGAAUAGACCAGUCUGAGUUUGAGGGAUUUGAAUACAUCAACCCCCUGCUGCUAUCCACGGAGGAGUCUGUAUGAGGGGGAGGAGACCUCCUUUUCUUCUCCCACCUGUGUCUGUCUACUGCCCCGUCCACCCCCACCCCUCUCUCAGCCAAAUCAAUGAACAACUCCCUCUGGCGAGGAGGAGUGGGAUGGAGGGAGAACAAAGGGAGGACAAGUAAUUCUCGGCUUUGCACGAGGGACGAGGCUCGAGGACACAAAAAUGCAAAAAGGAGCCUUUUUUCUUUUGUCGUGGAUCUCCCACAAUAGAUUGCAUUAUUUUGUCUCCGGGGAAAAACUCUUUGGAGGUGGUCAACACAACAAAAUACACAGGAACAUUCUCAAAACUCAGUUGUUGAUUGUCUUCCUGUUUUUUUGGCUUCGCGGUUUUGAUUGUUUCCCCCACCAACUCAAUUUCUGUGUCAGCAGCACGGCAGAAAGCAACUUAAUUCUGUGCCUGCCAUUGUAGAACCGACUUUUACUUCCCCCCCGGUGGAUUAUGAAGGUUCUACGACUCAGAACUUGAAUUUAUGUUGUAGGAAGCUUCGCUGCCUCGAGCAAAACAAGAAUGUACAAUGAUGAAGGAAAAAAAUAAUGCUAGAAGUUAUUCUUGUGUAUUCUACUGUAGGUAGCGACUCCAAAUCAAUGCUGUCUUUCUAUUGAUUCAAAAUGGUUUGUUUUAUUCAUAACCAUGGACUUUGUUUAUUUUUUUCAGCCAGUUUGAUUUUCAUUUUUUUAAUUUAAGAAGUGCCUCAAAGAUCUAAUCUACAUCAUGUUUCUGAUUGCACUCAGCGAUUGUUUCCAAUUCCCUUCAGCUGUCUAGUGGGUUGGUCUGUUCCCUUCAGCGGCCUGGUGGGUUGGUCAGUUCCCUUCAGCUGUCUGGUGGGUUGGUCAGUUCCCUUCAGCUGUCUGGUGGGUUGGUCUGUUCCCUUCAGCUGCCUGGUGGGUUGGUCAGUUCCCUUCAGCUGUCUGGUGGGUUGGUCAGUUCCCUUCAGCUGCCUGGUGGGUUGGUCAGUUCCCUUCAGCUGCCAGGUGGUUGGUCAGUUCCCUUCAGCUGUCUGGUGGGUUGGUCAGUUCCCUUCAGCUGUCUGGUGGUUGGUCAGUUCCCUUCAGCUGCCUGGUGGGUUGGUCAGUUCCCUUCAACUGCCUGGUGGUUGGUCAGUUCCCUUCAGCUGCCAGGUGGUUGGUCAGUUCCCUUCAGCUGCCUGGUGGUUGGUCAGUUCCCUUCAGCUGCCUGGUGGGUUGGUCAGUUCCCUUCAGCUGUUUGGUGGGUUGGUCAGUUCCCUUCAGCUGCCUGGUGGUUGGUCAGUUCCCUUCAGCUGUCUGGUGGGUUGGUCAGUUCCCUUCAGCUGCCUGGUGGGUUGGUCAGUUCUCUUCAGCUGUCUGGUGGGUUGGUCAGUUCCCUUCAGCUGUUUGGUGGGUUGGUCAGUUCCCUUCAGCUGCCUGGUGGUUGGUCAGUUCCCUUCAGCUGUCUGGUGGGUUGGUCUGUUCCCUUCAGCUGUCUGGUGGUUGGUCAGUUCCCUUCAGCUGCCGGGUGGGUUGGUCUGUUCCCUUCAGCUGCCUGGUGGGUUGGUCUGUCAGUGAAGAAACCCAUUGGAAAUCAUCAUUUAUAAAGACCUGAGGUCCUCAAUUCUAAAAAGUUUUCAUGCACUGAUUUGUUCGUUAAUUGUGCAUACACUAAAAUGUAGACUAUGCCAAUGUUUUAAGAGUUAAAGAUUUAACAACCUUCAGCUUGAUUAUCACCUUGAGCUUGAUCAUCACAACACAAACUAUCGUCUGUGGGUGAACAGAAUUCUGAACGAUAAUGCAUAGUCCUCCGCACUAAAGUCUUGGCUAUAGUACGUCACUUAGAACAUCUUAACAAUUACAAGUUGCCAUAGUACGUUGCCAUGGUAAGUUGCCAUGGUAAGUUGCCAUUGUACGUUGCCAUAAACAGCAUAAAGAUGUAAGUUAGUUGAUCGCCGUAGAUUGUGAGUGAAGUGCGUUUUAAUGGGGAACUCGUUCUAAAUUGUGCAUAGUCACAUUUUGAGAACUGAUCGAACGCUCAAAUGUUGUAUAACAACUAAUUUGAUAAAUGAGGCCCCAUGUCUUAUGCCAUUCGAAUGGUUGCAUCUUUAAAAUGAACGUUGUGGAGCACAGUAGCCAGGUUCUGAUGAAAGCAUGGUUAUAUAUGGUUAAAUACUGUACAGGGCUACAUCACUCCUGAAUGAUUGAACCUUUUAACUUAUUGUCUGUGUACACUGGUGCACAAUGUGACAAACUGUGUUGGAUGUCAGUGACUGGCAGGCUGGAGAUUUGGACUUUGACUGCACAGCAGAAGGCUACACUGAUUAUAAUAGUUGAGGGCUGGACAUGGUGGUGGGGGAAGACAUUGUUAAGGUGCACAUGCUGAGCUGCACUACAACUGACCUGUAAUCAGUGAAUAGGGGCGAGAUUAAUGAAGCUGUGGCAUAUCCACAGAUUAGUCGCAUACUCGAGAAAACACACACACACACACACACACACAGACACACACACACUGUUCAACAAGCAAGCAUUCUCUUCAUCUACGUAAGGGGAGAUUCCACUUUUUCAAAGCCCUUUUACUUUUGAUAUCACAUCAGUGUCACCAUUUUGUUUUAUUUAUGAACUGUGUUUUAUGUUGAACUCAAAAGGAAUACAUUCACUUGACAUUGUCUCGUGAGAGACCAACGGAUUAACUGAAGCGGUAGCUCCUGCAAUUGUUGCUAACGCUUAAGCAACGGCCAUUUUAAACCAGAAAAAGAGAAAAGAAAGGUUGGAUCUCAAUAGUUUUUUCUUUGAUUCCUCACAUCCUCUAUUCUCGUCUCCUCUCGUCUCCUCAAAAUGCAUUAGAGCAGAAGACCGGCGGUUCCUCCCAAUACAAUUGAGAUUCCCUUAAAGAGUAUCUGUAAAAAUGUUACUUAGUACAUGAUUUUUUGUGUGUUUUAAAACAUAUUUGCUGGUUGGAUGUGCUUAAUUCUGCUUUAACGCAUCUCUGUAAAUAUCUGUAAUUAUUAAAAACAAAAAUGUUUUU